Messenger RNA from Poecilia reticulata (guppy), 568 nucleotides. RefSeq names its product piercer of microtubule wall 2 (gene pierce2). The record is from RefSeq and is a predicted model, not a curated record. Lineage: Eukaryota; Metazoa; Chordata; Actinopteri; Cyprinodontiformes; Poeciliidae. Gene Ontology annotation, biological process: axoneme assembly. Gene Ontology annotation, cellular component: axonemal microtubule.
UUCCAUGGAAACCAGACGCCUCGCUUUCUCAAGCGGCUGAAAGACGCAAACAAAGUCCAGACGACGCGGCUGUCCGACAGGAAUCAGAGGCUCAGCAGUGAUGUCACUUCCUCAGGAAGCAGAACAUGUGACGUCAUGCAGCAAUCCUGGAAACCCGGUUUUCUCCUGCAUCAUCAGCUCGAAGGUGAAGGAAGGGACCCUGGGGAAGAUCCAUCCCCAGAGCGUCCUGUACAGAACCACAUCAGGCGACUACGGCCGGCUUCCUCCCAGCUUUGAGAGCGCCCCCUGCAGCUACCACCCCAAGACCCAGAGCUUCAGCCGCCAGAUGCAGCUGGGAGGAAUGUUUCAUGGCUGCUCCAUGAACACGGCACUCGAUAAAACCCAGCUGUGUCUGCAAAACACCAUCUGAGCAUGCUCAGACGACCAGCCUUCGGCCACGGCGGCAGCUCCUCUUCCUCACUGAUAAUAACUUUAGAUAGUAGCGACUGCUUUGUUGGUGUGACAACAUUUGAUAUGUAAUUACUGAGUUAGAUAUUAUAUCAUUAAAGUGAAUCCAUCUUGGCUCUGA